Molecule: messenger RNA, 1227 nt
Organism: Penicillium argentinense
Lineage: Eukaryota; Fungi; Ascomycota; Eurotiomycetes; Eurotiales; Aspergillaceae
Product: NAD(P)-dependent alcohol dehydrogenase
Exons: 2
Coding region: 1-1227 (408 amino acids)
Biological process (GO): D-sorbitol catabolic process
Molecular function (GO): zinc ion binding; L-iditol 2-dehydrogenase (NAD+) activity
Source: RefSeq, a predicted model, not a curated record
AUGGCAGAGACAUCAGCAACAGCACUCGUCCUCCACGGCGCAAAGGAUCUCCGCGUGGAACAGCGCGCAGUCUCCGCCCCAACCGGCGCAGAUGUCCAGGUCGCCGUGCAAGCAACAGGACUCUGUGGCUCCGACCUCCACUACUACUCCCACGGCCGCAAUGGUGACUUCGUCGUGCGCGAGCCCAUGUGUCUGGGCCACGAGUCCGCCGGCACCGUCACAGCCGUUGGCCCCGACGUGACCACCCUCAAAGUCGGCGAUCGCGUCGCCCUCGAAGUCGGCCUGGCCUGCCGCAAGUGCGCCCUCUGCAAGCAGGGCCGCUACAACAUCUGCAAGGCCAUGCAAUUCCGCAGCAGCGCGAAGAUGUUCCCCCACCUCGACGGUACCCUCAUGGAGCGCACCAACCACCCCGCCGACUUGUGCUAUGCCCUCCCAUCCAACGUCUCCGACGCAGGCGGUGCGCUCGUCGAGCCUCUGGCUGUAUGUCUGCAUGCGAUCCGGCGAUCGCGCCCCCCGACCAAGGACGAGGUGGCCCUGGCAAAGGGAACGGGCGAGGGCACCGCGGCUCUUGUCUUUGGUGCUGGCGCCAUUGGACUCCUACUCGCGUCGUCGCUGGCGGCUGCCGAGAACUUCUCCACCAUCAUUGUAGCGGAUAUCGACGCUGCCCGUUUGAAAAUCGCCGCCUCGCUCGGCCUCAAAACGACCCUCAUCCCCCGCGGUGAUCCCGCCAACCCGCCCCCUCCCAAGGAUGCCCCGCACGCAGACCAGACUGCCUGGGCCCUGAAGAAUGCCCAGAGCGUCGCGGCUACUCUUACCGAGGCCGCCAACGCAGCUGACGCAUCUGAGGUCACUGGCUUCAGCCGCGUUUAUGACUGCACCGGCGUGCCUGCAUGCGUGCAGGCUGGUAUCUAUGCCAGCGCGCCGGGUGGUGUGCUGGUCCAGGUUGGCAUGGGUAACCCUAUCCAAACUCUGCCUGUUGGUGCAGCUGCGCUGCGUGAGGUGGAUGUCAUUGGUACUUUCCGCUACGACGGCCAUGCCUACCCGGCUGCUAUUGCGCUGCUGGCCAGUGGAAAGCUGGCGGCCACCGAGGAGAAGGUCGUGACGCACCGGGUUAGCUUGGAAGAUGGUGCGCGCGCUUUCAACCUUGCUGGUGCGGGUGUUGAUGAGGAUGGUCAUCCUGUGGUCAAGGUUAUUAUCGAAGGCAAGGCUCAGGCGGCGCGACUGUAG